Messenger RNA from Cyprinodon tularosa, 576 nucleotides. RefSeq lists its product as uncharacterized. Bases 31 to 495 code for a protein of 154 amino acids. The record is from RefSeq and is a predicted model, not a curated record. Lineage: Eukaryota; Metazoa; Chordata; Actinopteri; Cyprinodontiformes; Cyprinodontidae. The transcript has 3 exons.
UUCACAACUCGGAGACAAAUUGCAGGCGCUAUGAACAGGAGCAAGGCUGCCUGUAAGAUGUAUUAUGAGACGGUACGCAGGAGCUUCAGAUAUACGCAGCCAGAGAACACGUUGCGUGCGGAAGCUACCAAGCAUUCAGCUCGGAGUCAAGCUAGAGGAAAGAGGUCAAGACUUUAUUUGGUGACUAUUUUUCAGCUGCUGGAAUCGAGGGAGAGUGUGCUAGCUGAUGAGGAAGUGGAACUCUGGAAGUCCGCCACCGUCAACCUCAUGUCUGACGAAGAAGAUGGCGUCGUUGGCGCAUGGAUUGUACGGCCGCCGUCAUUUCGUAGGCCGGAUCUCUCUGAACUCUGUGAUAAGCUGCAGUCCCGGUUAGAGGCGACGCCGAAGUACAGAGCCACGCACAGUAGGCGUCUGCACAUCGGACCUGCCUUGGAGAGAAUGUUGCCAGUUACCUCCAACCCCGAGGAGGCAAACGGACAGUUGACGGAGUUAUAAUUUUUGGAUACGCAUGUGUGGGCAGAUCCUCGCGUUGUAUAUAGUUGUGUUUGUUUUAAUAAAGCUCUUUCUUUGCAUAAA